This is a messenger RNA of Glycine soja, 438 nucleotides long. RefSeq lists its product as uncharacterized. The transcript has a single exon. Bases 109 to 294 code for a protein of 61 amino acids. Lineage: Eukaryota; Viridiplantae; Streptophyta; Magnoliopsida; Fabales; Fabaceae. The record is from RefSeq and is a predicted model, not a curated record.
AAGUGUUUCAUGGGCCAGCAAACAUCCUUGUCUUUGAAGCAUGCCACCCUUUCUCAAUAUAAACAAACAACAGCUCAUACUCUGUCCAAAAUUACAUAAUAGAGUUUGAUGGAAGAGAAGAAGAAGAGCAAGUUGUGGUUGAAGAAGGUGUCUUGGCCGUUUCGCUGGAAACGACUGGAUCUUCAAACGACCAUCAUCGACACCCUCGUUUUCAAGAUACUCUACGCGGCUGAGGCUGUAGUCCUUGUCUCCACCCUCUGUUUCUUCUACCUUUGCUGUGGCUGCCACUUCUGAAUCAUCAUCACCACCACCGUCACAAAACAUGAUUUAGCUAAUUUCACCUUACAAAUAUGUUUUUUAUUUUUUUAUUUUCUUCUCCAAUAAAAUAUUUAUAGAAAAUAAUUGUCCAAAUAUUGUUAUUUCAUUCAUUUUUUUCAU